Messenger RNA from Exserohilum turcica Et28A, 2881 nucleotides. RefSeq lists its product as uncharacterized. The transcript has a single exon. The record is from RefSeq and is a predicted model, not a curated record. Gene Ontology annotation, molecular function: protein binding. NCBI's taxonomy places the organism in Eukaryota, Fungi, Ascomycota, Dothideomycetes, Pleosporales, Pleosporaceae. Bases 1 to 2874 code for a protein of 957 amino acids.
AUGCUGGGUGCAUACGUGUGCCGGCAAUGUCGGACACGCUUUCCUCGACGCGCUACCCUCGUUCGAAAUCCUCAAUGGCAACCUCGAGCUACGUUUCAAUCGCUGCGCUCAUCGGAGCCGCAACAUGCCGCCAAACCAGCCCAAGACGAGGCAAGCCCCACAAUGCAAGAGCAACAACCGCCUGUACAGAGAAUGAUACAUGAUGAGCCGAAUAAAGAAUUCACGAAUCCAAGCUACCGGACAGCCCAGCGAAGUAGAUACUCGGGGCUAGUUGACGACAAUACAGUAGCCAUUCCCUCCUACACUGAAGACGGCUACACUGAAGACGGCUACGCUGAAGAUGGCUACAUUGAAGACGGCUACAUUGAAGGUGCGCAAGAAGACGUGCAUGAAGAAGCACGGCCAAAGAAAGCAUCGGAAUAUGCGCAAGCUUAUUAUUUUCCAAUCUCUCGGGCUCUCUCGCGCAACAAUGUUCGUGGAGCCUGGGAGUCAUUUGAAAGGAUAUACACGGGAAAGGACUGUAAUGCUCUUAGUGAGCACAUCGAACAUGACGACUGGUUGAAACAGGCAAGACUCUUGCCCCGUCUUCUCGAGAACAUCACGCGUGAUUUCUGUUCAGGCAAAAGCCGCGCAAAUGUGGGUCCGGCUGCUGUACUGUUCAGAUACCAGCAGCUUGGCAUUGCUCGGAAUGAGCACUGGGUCAGGCCAGCGCUAGAGCUUUUGACGCAAGAGGUCAUUCGGGCUGUGAACGCGCUAUCAAAGAGGCCCCUGGAGCACUUGCACUUGAUGCUCCAUGAGCUGAUUUCUCUUUGGCGGCUGUUUUUUCAGUGCAUGGGACCGCAUGGCAAUACAUCAGAGUCCAUCAAUACCAAAUGGCCUUUGCCAUCCGUCGAAGAACUUCCAGAUUUAUAUGAUUACAGGGACUUCAACAGGCGUUUGCAGGGUUAUAUCCCCAAAUAUGUCAGUAGCCCUGCAUUGGGCUUCUGCGCUGUGUACAUGUACAGCAUUUCGGACGCUUUGGAGCCGACGCUGCGUGAAGAAGCGGUGCCUUUUCUAGCUUUCAUCGAAAAAUUGCUGGCAGGCUCGCAUGUGGACACCAUCUUUAAAUACACGAAAACCUCUGGUCGGUUCUCAGAAUUGCCAGACGAUGUCCAGCGCCAAAUCAUAGAAGAAAUCAACAUGGCCCCACGAAAGGCCAUGGUAGCCGUUGGCACAGAAGGCGACAAUCCAGACGAGAUGACCAACCUGGAGAUGUUCCAUAAUAAGAGGAUAGCACGCGCUAUACAAACGACGGCUUCGCCCAUGAAACUGGAGCAACUCUGGGAAGAGGUCAAGGAAGCAUAUACUGCUGCAGACAAGACUGUGACGAUUCCCCGCUCCAUCUACAACCAUUUUCUUUCCGGCUACUUGACCCUUUUCUGGCCGCAACGCGCGGUCGAAGUGUGGAACCACAUGAUUGCACACAAGGUCGAGCCAGACGUACAGUCGUGGGUUGCUCUCAUGGAAGGUUGCGCAAAAACAAAUGACAUCGACGGAUUCAAUGCCACGUGGAAACGAAUGCAAAGUGCUGGCGUCGAACCGGAGAACUUUGCCUGGACCACGCGCAUCCAUGGGUUGAUGUCCCUCCGGCAAGUCAACCAGGCCCUGGCUGCACUGGACGAUUUAGGCAAACGCUGGCUUGCAGCAGAAGAUGCCAUGAACAACAAGCAGAAGCGCGGCAAAGGGCAAAAGGCUGCAAGCAAGGUCCCUGGCACGGGUGUGAAGAACUGCAUCAAACCGUCUAUUGAGGUUGUCAAUGGCGCGGUAUCAGCGAUUGCGCAGAUGCGUGACCAACAUAUGCGGCACGAAAGACGAGUAGAGUUUGUGCAAAAGAUCCUGACAUGGGCGAAGACGUUUCAAAUCAAGCCCAACGCCAUUACCUACAACAGCUUAAUCCAGCUGUAUCUGCGGGCCAAGGACACUGCCACGGCCCUCCGCAUCCUAGGACAGUUGGAGCGGGAAGGGCUCGAAGGCGACAUUGCAACGCACACGAUGCUCAUCAGCGCGGCGUUUGAGAACCAAAUCUUCGACAGCCAAAGCGAGCAAGAGCAGACGGAAAAGGUGCUCAAGGUGCUCGACGACCUGGAGGGCAGCGGGCUGAAGCUCAAUGCCUACGUCUACUCGACCGUCAUCGACCGGCUGCUCAAGAGCUACGCCAACUACAAUGCUGUGCGCAGCAUCAUGGACCACAUGCUGAGUCGCAAGUUCAUACCGUCGGUACAUGUCUACACAUCGCUCAUCACGCACUACUUCCAGUCGGAGCCGCCCAAACUGGCCGAGGUAGACAGCAUUGUCAAUCUGCUCUUCACUUCCUCACACGUGGCCAGCGACCGCAUGCUCUACGAUCGGCUGAUCGAAGGCUAUGCAUCGCACGGGGAAAUCGGCAAGAUGAUGAGCGUGCUCACGCGCAUGUCCAAGCAGGGCAAACUGCCUGGCUGGAGUGCGCUGAUUGCCGUGGUCAAAGCACUGGUGCAAGAAGGCGACUACGAGCGUGCACGUAUUGUAGUGAGGGACGUUGCGCGGGGCGAGGGCGUAGCCUCAGGCGGCAUCAUGGGCGACAGGAUGGGGCAAUGGUACUUUAAGAAAACAGUCGAAAGCCUGGGGCUGGGGCUCGACGAGGAGAAAAUGGCCGACUUCAUGCGGGGUGAGACCGACUGGAAUGGCGAGAGAGCAGUGGACCAGAUGAUGCCAAGGGAGCAGCAGCCACUACCUCCAGCACCACCACCACCUCCUCCUCCUCCUCCUCACACAGAGUAUCCACGUGACGCCUUGGCCAUGAACCAAGACAUCCACGGCUUCUUGGCUGACCACCAAGAUCCUACACCGGACAAGUAGUUUAUGU